Molecule: messenger RNA, 1710 nt
Organism: Suillus clintonianus
Lineage: Eukaryota; Fungi; Basidiomycota; Agaricomycetes; Boletales; Suillaceae
Product: glycoside hydrolase family 27 protein
Exons: 21
Coding region: 186-1490 (434 amino acids)
Biological process (GO): carbohydrate metabolic process
Molecular function (GO): hydrolase activity, hydrolyzing O-glycosyl compounds
Source: RefSeq, a predicted model, not a curated record
AUAUUCGGAGACAAAAUCAGUAGCAUCACCAGUGCCCCACGCUGACUCGCCGGAUGACUCCAAGGGCGUGUUAACUCAUCGGUCACGAGCUCUUUAAUGGCAACCCUAGGUCCGGCCUACCGGCCGAGCACUAUAAGACCAACGCCGAGGGUUCAUUGCGCACGGAACGACUUCAAGUCUCUGUAAUGACAUUGUCCAGGACGCCGCUCGUUACCGCCGUGGUCGGUAUACUUUCUGCAGCUACUUCUGCCAAUGCUAUCAUGAACGGCGUUGGUAAAUUACCUGUGAUGGGAUACAAUGCUUGGAACGCCUUUGCAUGCAACGUCAAUGAGACACUCAUCAUCCAGACUGCACAAAACAUGAAGGAGUAUGGCCUCCUGGAUGUUGGGUAUAACCAUGUCAACCUCGACGAUUGCUGGGCUAUGAAGAACCGUAGCUCUACUGGCGAGGUCAUGUCAGAUACUAUCAGGUUCCCCAGCAUGAACAACCUCACAGACCAGCUACACGCUCUUGGCUUUUACGCAGGCAUAUACUCUGACUCUGGUUGGUUUACCUGCGCUAGAUACCCCGGAUCCUUCAUGCACGAGGAACAGGACGCUAUGACCUUCCAAUCCUGGGGUUUCGACUUCCUCAAGUAUGACAACUGCGCCAUUCCAUAUGAUGACAUCAUCCGGGAGGGCAUGAUUGGAAAGUAUCAGCGCAUGGCAGAUGCUCUCGCCGCGGUCGCAGAGAAAACUGGCACUACCCUCAUAUUCAGUUUGUGUGAGUGGGGCUGGAAUCAAGUCUGGCUGUGGGGUGCACAGAUUUCUCACAGUUGGAGAAUUGAUGGUGACAUUGUGCCCCAUUGGAACUCGCUUGCUAGUAUCAUCAACUCCGCAUCAUUCAUCACGCAAGCUACUAAUCACUAUGGGCACAAUGAUCUCGACAUGCUCGAAAUCGGGAACGGAAAUCUUACGUACGACGAAGCAAAGACACACUUUACUGCAUGGGCACUUGUCAAGGCCCCCCUGCUCAUAGGCACUAAUCUCGCCGCCAUAAGCCAGGAGAUGCUCAGCAUCCUGAAGAACCAAGAAAUCAUUGCGGUCAACCAGGAUCCUGUCUAUGGCACUAGCAUCUCGCCAUUCCGCUGGGGCAUCAAUCCUGACUGGACCUACAACGUGACACACCCUGCUCAAUACUGGAGUGGUCCCAGUGAGAAUGGAACGGUUUUCAUGCUCAUCAAUACCCUGAGCGAGCCGGCUGAUAUGUUUUUCAACCUCACGGAAUCUCCUUGGAUUCGCGCUGGCAUCCAGUAUUCUGUCCGGGACUUGUGGACGCACACAGACAACGGCACCGCUGUGCGUGACUUCACGGCCAUGAGCGUCCCAGCACAUGGUGUAGUGGCGCUGUUGCUCAAGGAAGAUGGGAAUGAGCCCGCUGGGUUGAUGCCACCCUGUGCUGGCCUAGCUCUUUCACAAUGCACUGCUGAGAAUGGGACGAUAUACUCAUGAGCCGCGUAUGGUCUUACCCAUGACUCUAUGCAGUACCACAGUCAGUUGUAUUUGUAAACUUUGGCUCACUGUGCACAUCAGAAUCUGACGGGGAUUUGCCUACAUCUGCUAGAGGCUGUUGCUGAUAAGUUAGCUGCGAUGCCACAAUCAUUCAAACGACAAGAGAUUCACAAACGAGAUUCAAGAUUAACCCGUGGAUCGGGGGCGGUUUUGAAAGCCA